Messenger RNA from Puccinia graminis f. sp. tritici CRL 75-36-700-3, 1918 nucleotides. RefSeq lists its product as uncharacterized. Lineage: Eukaryota; Fungi; Basidiomycota; Pucciniomycetes; Pucciniales; Pucciniaceae. Bases 646 to 1269 code for a protein of 207 amino acids. The transcript is spliced from 2 exons. The record is from RefSeq and is a predicted model, not a curated record.
UCCGGACCGGUGACCCCGCCGGCAGAGUGCAUAUAUCCCGGCUCGUCGGAGUCUCAUCGGACUGAUAAGCCUGGUUUCAGGAUUUGUAACUUCUCGUCCAUCUGAACCUCAAGCAGUUCAUCCUAGUCAUCGCCCCGAGUGAGCAGGCCGAGCGAGCUCAUCAAGCCUGGCGCCCUCUCAUGUGGAACAUCUUCUACAAUCCUUCAGCUGUUUGUAUACACCAAUACAAUUUUCAAUCUCGAUUCCUCGAUUCAAGGAUGAGGUGAUAGCUGGCCUAUGUACAUAGCUACAGAUACCGCGUACCAGAUACGACACUUGACCAACGAGCCUUUGGCGUUAUCUAUCGGCCUUAUCUCUCGGGAAGGUGUUGUGACGUAUUUGAAUUGAUUUCUUGACGAGGAUUGCGAUGGUCGGAGUGCAGAGGACUUUUCUACAGAACUUGAAUCCAAACCUGAAGCGGUGCGAAGAAGAUACACUAGAGAGGCACGCAGUAGCAUCUGGUAUAACUAGAGCGUGCAAGAACGACGAAGGAAGAGGUCAAGUUUAGAAUUGUGUACACUGACAUUAUUCAAGAUGGAUGGUUCGGAGCACCUUUUCAUCUGACCCAUCCGCACACCGUUUAUCCAUCCAGCUCCAUUCCAAAUCAUGGCCGAACAGAUCCUCCUCGGCUUCUUCUGGUGUUCCCUGGCUUCACUAGCCUUGGUAGCUUGGACCAGCCAAUCCAAUUUCUUCAAUUCGAUCCUUUCAAUCAUCCUCGAGUUUCUAUCAAUCUUCAAGAUCUUCGGGAUAGCCUUACUGGCCAUCAUCAGUCUCGGGAUCGUCAUCGUUCUAUGGGAACAAGUGAUCAGUAAAACUCAGCUCUGGAAUAAAAUCUCAUCCACCUAUCUCAAAACCUCGAAUAAUCAUGCCCAGACAUCAUCAUCUCAAGACGGGCCACAGGACGAACAACGAUCGAUUCUACCCAUCGUCAUCGUCAUCGUCGGGCUGGGAAUCUUCGCAAUCCUCGAUACUUCUUUCCUCUUACCAUCCGGCCAACAGAACUCAUCAUCAAAACAUUCUCAACAUUCUCAACCUCCUCGCAACAAAAAGUCUAACCAAAACAAGACCGUCAUCCAAUUCUUCUCAGCUAUCCUCACCUUGGCCGUCGUCGUCGGAUUUAUCGUGUUCAAUAAGGACGAAUAUCGGGCUUGGAAGGCCCGUCGACGACUCUCAAAACAUCACAGGCGUAGGGCUAGACAAGAACAUUCUCUCAACUCGCCUCUAAGAUAACCAACAAGAUUCAAUCCCACACAAUUCCUCAUCUCUUCAUGAUAAAAAAAAAAAACAUUGUCAUCUUCAUCCACUUCAGUGCUGCCUCUCUAUCAAAACAAGAUUCUCUGCAUCACAUUCUCAGCUAUGUGCUGACCUAACCCUCAAAAUCAAAUUUCUCAGGGACACUCAAUCUGGUCAUCUCAUUUCUUCUUCCAAAUCAGGAAAACUCUUAUCAGUCUCUUUUUACCAUCAACAUCUUUCACGUGUACUUUUGGUCAACAGCUUUGAUCUUGUUCUCACAUUUCCAUCCAUUCUCAAUCUCUUCAAAUCAAAUCAACUAAGAAACUGUACCAUCUACUUCAUCAUUGGUCUUGUGUGUAAUUUUAUUAUGACUGUUUCUUACCCUCAUUCUGUCACUCUGUUCCUUUCCACAAAUUGUUUUUUUUGGCUCUCAGGUAGUCUAUUUUCCCUUUCAUGUUUGUAUUGGCUGUGAGUGUGGGUGUUUCCAGUUCCUCCUAACUUUCUAUCCAGAUUCCAAAUGUAUUGUUAUCCUUUAUUUGAUUGUUUAUAGAGAUUUUAUGAAUGUCAAGUUUGGGAUCUGAUUAAGAGCCACUUGGAUCAUCAAAGCAGUAAAUUCAGCAGUCAAUUUUGUCACUGAAUCUUCUAU